GUGACCUAACGUCCCGGAAUCUUGUUUUCUCGAGACGCCAAUUGACCCGGAUUCCGGACAGAGGGGCUGCGUCUGCGCAUGCGUCAUGAAAAGGCAAUCCAAGGCGCGUGCGCAGAUUCUCAAGCGAGAGCAGCUGCAUCGUUGGCCAGGAUUCCCGCAAUGUGGACAGCAGAUGAAAUUGCUGGUCUUUGCUAUAAGCACUAUUCUACCAAACUACCAAAGACAGGUCUGCCAGAUCCCAGACGGGAAUGGACACUACUUGCAGCUGUGGUAAAAGUUGAGGGAAAACUAAGCACAAAACCAUGUUGUAGUAUUGAGAGAAAUGAUGUAGCCCUGGAAGUUGUUGCAAUGGGGACUGGAUCAAAAUGCAUUGGACAGAUAAAAAUGAGCAAAAAUGGUAAUGUAGUUAAUGACAGCCACGCUGAGGUGACUGCACGACGUGGGUUCCUGAGGUAUUUAUAUUAUCAACUUAAAGAGGCAUUUAAAGAGAAAAAUAGCAUCUUGGUUGCAGGCAGACACAAAGGAAAAUGGAGUCUGAAGCCAGGCAUCUCCUUUGUAUUUUUUAUGAGUCACACUCCAUGUGGUGAUGCUUCCAUUAUCCCAAAAGCAGAACAUGAGAUUAGACCUUGUCCAAAACUGAGAGCAAAAGAGACCGGUGAGCAGAGAGAUAUCACUGUUCAAGAUAAUAAAAGCACUGAAGAUGCACAAUUAUUAAAUAAUGAAGAGCACACACAGGACAAAAAACGGAAGUGUGAUGAAAGUGCCACAGAGGCCCCUGUAAAAAGAGUAAAGUGUGUUGAUGAAAUUGGAGACUGUGUGUCUGGAAGUAGCAGUGUUCCUGAAAGAAAAUCCAGUCAUCCAUCUGCAGAAGGAAUUAUUGAUGUCAGGAUCAAUAAUAAUCACAUUUGUGCUGCAGAAACAAUGCAUCUUAGCAGCCAUGAUACUGUUGUAUCUCAUAACGCGGUUGCACUGGAUGCAGAUGAAACCAGGCGGAUGAAGGUCAAAGUUUCAGACAUAUACCGAACUGGAGCUAAAUGUGUACCAGGUGGCAUUCAGGAUCCCCAUAAGCCUGGAAUUAACUACCACUGCGUGGAAUCAUUGAGGGUGAAGCCAGGAAGAGGUGACAGGACAUUAUCAAUGUCCUGUAGUGAUAAACUUGCUCGUUGGAACAUUCUUGGCUGUCAAGGAGCACUUCUCAUGCAUCUCUUUGAGGAGCCUCUGUAUUUCUCUUCUAUUGUAGUGGGACAGUGUCCAUAUAGUGAGGAGGCCAUGAAAAGAGCUUUACUGGAUAGAUGUCGCCACAUUACCUCACUCCCAAAAGAAUUCAGAGUCCACAAUGUAAUGCUGCUACAGUCACAGUUGGAGUUUGUGCACAGUCGUCCUUCAGUACAAAGCAGCUAUGACUCCACCAAAGAGAAAAUUGUACCUUGUGCAGCAGCAAUAAGUUGGUGUGCUGUUCCACACCAGCCACUAGAUGUCUCUGUAAAUGGCUUUAAACAAGGAGCAACAAAAAAGAUCCUUGGAACCCCCCAAGCCAGGUCUAGAAUCUGCAAGGCUGAACUUUUCAAGACAUUCAAAGAACUGCUUGCUUUCGUUUCUGAAGAAAACCGUCCAAUAUCCCUUCGAAAUAAUUUAUUAAAAACCUACUGGGAAUUCAAGGAAGCUGCAGCAAAUUAUCAGGAAGCAUGGAAUGAAAUACAGAAGCAGGCAUUCGUUACCUGGAUUAGAACCCCAAGGGACUUCCUGCAAUUUCAGUAGAAAGCAAACAGCGAAGUAAUAUAACAAAAGUAAUUAAAGCCAGUUCUGUGAGGAUGAUUACAAAUGGAUCACAGUACAUCCAGAUUUGGUUUAUGGAUUUUUAAAAAAUUGACAUUGUUAACUUGCAUUGGAUAAAAUGUAAGUAAAAAUCACUUUUUAAAAAUUACAAGGCUUUAAUGUUGCUAAGCCUGGAUUCCUACAUCUGGCAAGACAGACUUGGGUAAUAGCCAGAGUUUAUCAUAUAAAUAGAUAAGAUACGAUCAGCAAACAAAGACAAAAUAGUAAUAAUGAUGUUUGUUGGAAAAAAGGGAGUAUCAUUAUUGUUUCUAUUGCAAUUGCCUAUCAUGUGACUCUUUUUGUGAUCAAGUUUAGGAAGGUUUUUCUCUAACAUGCCAGUGUACUCCUCAAUGAAGCACAAGAUCUGAAAGAAGAUUUUUGAAUUGUCUGUCAUGUGAUUCAAAUUCAGAUGCAAGUUCUAUUAAAGAUUUUUAGAAUUGCUUGUAAAAAGAGUGAAACAUUAAAAUGUAUGUGGAAUA
Carcharodon carcharias (great white shark) is the source of this 2294-nucleotide messenger RNA. It is a transcript of the gene adat1, whose product is annotated as adenosine deaminase tRNA specific 1. Lineage: Eukaryota; Metazoa; Chordata; Chondrichthyes; Lamniformes; Lamnidae. Bases 79 to 1758 code for a protein of 559 amino acids. The transcript is spliced from 10 exons. Gene Ontology annotation, molecular function: adenosine deaminase activity; RNA binding. The record is from RefSeq and is a predicted model, not a curated record. Gene Ontology annotation, biological process: RNA processing.